This is a messenger RNA of Folsomia candida, 829 nucleotides long. RefSeq lists its product as uncharacterized. The record is from RefSeq and is a predicted model, not a curated record. The transcript has 2 exons. Gene Ontology annotation, cellular component: cytosol. The coding region runs from base 237 to 656 and encodes 139 amino acids. Lineage: Eukaryota; Metazoa; Arthropoda; Collembola; Entomobryomorpha; Isotomidae. Gene Ontology annotation, biological process: regulation of intracellular signal transduction; cellular response to L-arginine.
GUGGCGAGAGUCUUGUCUCUCUGGCAGAAACUGCAAAAUAAAUGUACAAUGAAGUAUUAUACAGUAUAAUUUAUUCUGGCUGCAUAUGCAGCUUACAUUAAGCAAAUUUCUGUAUCUUGCAUCUUGGUAAUGCCAAAUAUCUUUAAAUUAUAUUUAGUUAACGUUGUUAUUGUAGUGCGUGCGUUAGGUGCGUGCGUUACUAUUUAGUCAUUGGCACACUCAUCGAAGAAAACGAGAUGUCGUCGGUCACAAGUUUGAACUUAACCCUGUACCAGGACGAUGUGACCGUGUAUCGCCUCAACAAAGAGACACAGCUUCCCCCCGACAUAUUUACCCUUAAGUGGUUCACAAUUAGCAAAACCUUGGUCUCGAUAAUACUCCCCUCACAGUGCGGAUUCGUCAUUGGGGACAAGAUGACAAAAGCGGAGCCUGGCUGGAGGGUUAUCAAAAUUGAGGCUGUUUUGGAUUUUGGUCUCGUAGGCACUCUCGCCAGCAUCGUGACGCCACUCAAGGAGGAAGCGAUUCCUGUCUUUGUCGUCUCCACGUACGACACGGACUACAUCUUGAUCAAAUCAGAACAUGUAGAGAAGGCAAAAAAAGCCAUUAUCAAAUCCACUGGAUAUGCUUUCACCCUCAGUGACACAAGCCUUGUUUAAAAGAAGAUAUUUAUUUGCCAAAGCCGUAUUGAUUGACGAACAUAUACUUAUGCCCUACAUGCAUGAACACAAUGUGAUAUUCAUUCAGAUACAACAGAAGAAUAAAAGACAUACGUAAUUACAGGUCUUUAUAAGGAGUAAAUGCACCUUAUCAAAACCUAACUAAAUAAUGA